AUGCGUAUGCCAGAGUGGGAUGAGAAGACGGUCUUCAUCGGCAAAAAGACAACCUCGACCGCCAACAAGCCAACGCCAUCCACACAGCCCAAGCCGUCCAAGCCGGCUCUAGUCGAUGUCCACAUUGGCGAGAACUUCGUGGCAGCCGUCCCCAAGAAGCUUCUCACAAGGUUCUCGGCUGUGGCGAACGACGGUUACUUCCCGAAGACACCAGAAGCAACCCGUGUCAACGGUGGUCCUGCUGGGAGGCCAGGCAAUACAGAUGACUUUCCAGGCACAGCAAAGCUCACAGACGCCCGCAACGGCUCGAGCAAUCCCAGCAUCUCGUUCUCCCUGGUCGGCGUCUCGAUCCAGCCGAGCCGCACUGCGAUGCAGUCAUGCAUCGACUGGAUGGACAAAAAUGGCGCAGUGACUGGCGAUGAGAUCCUCGACUCUCUUUUCGUAGAAGAUCCCGAUAACACGCCACUGACGGUCCUGAUGGACCUCUACGCCGCUGCUACAUGCAUGGCACUUCGUCCCAUCGGCCACCAUCUGCGCAAUGAGGUGUUGGACCGUGUUCAUGAAACGAUCCCGGAGGCUGCCAUGAUGCAACACGUCCAUGAGCGCUUCCGUCCUAGCACCUACGUUCAUGAGCAGAUGGUCAAGGUGUAUUUGAACUGUGUGGAGCAGGAGUCGCCCACGGAGAGGGAGUUCAAGGCAAUCGACGACUUGGUCACUUCGGACGACACGUUGGCUGCUGCCAGCGAGCAGGGCAAAAAUCGUCGCGAGGGCUACUGGGCUGGGGUUGAGAGGAAGCGCAGGGCGUUGGAGCGCGAGGAACGUGAUGCUGCUGCCAGGCAAGCACGUUCCGAUUGGGGUCCCAGCAGUGGAUCGAGUGGUGGUCGGGGAAGAAGCGGUGGAAGUGGGCAAGCUGUUGGUCGUUCGCAGGCUGCCAAUGCUUCACCAGGCAAUGGUAGAGGCAUUCGCGGACGUCAUGUCCCUGGAGCGUAA
Messenger RNA from Recurvomyces mirabilis, 990 nucleotides. RefSeq lists its product as uncharacterized. Lineage: Eukaryota; Fungi; Ascomycota; Dothideomycetes; Mycosphaerellales; Teratosphaeriaceae. The record is from RefSeq and is a predicted model, not a curated record. The transcript has a single exon. Bases 1 to 990 code for a protein of 329 amino acids.